Manihot esculenta (cassava) is the source of this 2163-nucleotide messenger RNA. RefSeq names its product probable anion transporter 6, chloroplastic. Bases 196 to 1773 code for a protein of 525 amino acids. Lineage: Eukaryota; Viridiplantae; Streptophyta; Magnoliopsida; Malpighiales; Euphorbiaceae. The transcript has 15 exons. Gene Ontology annotation, molecular function: transmembrane transporter activity. Gene Ontology annotation, biological process: transmembrane transport. The record is from RefSeq and is a predicted model, not a curated record.
CCCAACCCAUCAAAGCAAGCGUGUUCCAGAGCCACAAGCUGCAAGUUCCUCCGUGGCCAUCUCCAGUCCUUGGAAGUUAGAAGCUUGCCCAUGGCUUCCUUCCUUUCACUUGUCACAUGACUGAACGCUCUUUCUUCCCUCUUUUUAUUCGUUCUCGUUGGACAAGAGGCUGGUUUCUUGAUUUUCUCCAAGAAAAUGGCAAAAUUUUCUCUGCAACCAAACAACUUUUGCUCUCUUUCUCACACUCCAAACACAUAUAAUUCUUUUUUCAAAGUGAAGAAUCAACACUUGAAUUUAUUUCCCUCCAAGCGCAGCUUGAAAUUCAGAGUUUUGUGUAGCGUUAAAGAGAAAGAAAAUGCCCAAAAAGGCGAGAGGGUCUCCGAGGUAAUCAGUGGAGUCCAAGUGGAUAAAUCGGAGCAGAGGAGUCCAAAUACAGAUUCUGACUCUAGAGAAGUGGACUUUAAUUUGAAUUGGCCGCCAUGGAAGAAUAUUCCUCAGAGAUAUAAACUUAUUGGAACUACUUCUCUUGCUUUUGUUAUAUGUAAUAUGGACAAGGUAAACUUGAGUAUUGCAAUUAUUCCAAUGUCUCACCAGUUUGGGUGGAACGCAUCAGUUGCUGGGCUUGUGCAAUCAUCCUUCUUCUGGGGAUAUGCAUUGAGUCAAUUGCCAGGAGGUUGGCUAGCCAAAAUAUUUGGUGGCAGGAAAGUUCUUGAAAUUGGUGUGUUGACUUGGUCAUUGGCGACAGCACUUCUUCCUUCACUUGCUGGAUUUAUGCCUGGACUUGUCUUGUCAAGGGUUUUGGUUGGAAUAGGUGAAGGUGUUUCCCCAUCAGCUGCAACUGACCUUAUUGCCAGAUCAAUUCCUUUGGAAGAGCGGUCACGAGCAGUAGCAUUUGUCUUUGGUGGACUAAGUGUAGGAAGUGUUAUGGGGCUUCUUUUGGCUCCUCCCCUCAUUCAAAAUUUUGGUUGGGAAUCUGUAUUUUACAUUUUUGGAUUUCUUGGAUUAGCUUGGUUUUUGGCAUUUCAGUAUCUUAAAGAGGAACAAGCUUCAUAUGCUUCUGUACCCUCAUCAAGGGCCCAGUCUAUCAAUUUGAAUAAAUCAUGGGAUACUUCUCUUGCAGAAUUAGGUGGCUCACUGAAGGAAGUACCAUGGAAUGCAUUUUUCCAGAGUAAAGCUGUGUGGGCGAUGAUAUAUGCUCAUUUUUGUGGAAGCUGGGGUCAUUAUACUUGUUUAUCUUGGCUUCCUUCUUAUUUUAGUGAGGAGCUGAACCUAAAUUUGACAGAAGCUGCAUGGGUUUCCAUUCUUCCUCCUUUGGCUUCAAUUUUUGUGACUAGCAUUGCUGCACAGCUUGCUGACAACUUAAUUGCGAAUGGAGUUGAAACCACUACGGUGCGAAAGAUUUUCCAAACAGUUGCCUUUUUGUCUCCUGCUGUUUGCAUGACUCUAUCCUCUGUAGAUCUAGGCCUGCCGCCUUGGGAGAUUGUGGGGAUUCUAACUGGUGGCUUGGCCCUCUCGAGCUUUGCGCUGUCUGGACUAUACUGCACACAUCAAGAUAUGUCUCCCGAAUAUGCAAGUAUACUGUUGGGUAUUACAAACACUGUCGGAGCAAUACCUGGGAUUGUUGGUGUUGCCUUGACCGGCUAUCUUCUUGACACAACCCACUCAUGGAGUAUGUCAUUGUUUGCGCCAUCGAUCUUUUUCUACUUGACUGGUACUAUUGUAUGGUUGGGAUUUGCAAGCAGUAAGCCUCAGAACUUUUCCAACAGUGAUUGAUUUGGAUCCUGAGUAUGAGGUUGGUUUUCUGAGCAAUCAAAUAAGAGAAAGCAGCAUUCAAGAUGUUACUAACCGAUUUCUUCCAUGGUGUUUGGUAGAAAAUUGACUUCAUCCUUCACUAACAACUAACAAGGCCGGUUUUGUUUUUCUACUGCAACCCCACAAGCCUCCACCAAAAAGAAAAAAAAAAAAAAUCCCCUGCACAUAAUUCCACUUGUAUAUUGAUAAACAGCAUAUUGCAUUGUUUGAAGAAAGUGGUCAUAUUUGGCCACAAAAAUAUAUGUAUGAAGAAUGAUAGCAACCUUGGACCUUGUGUUGUAUUAUAAUUUUACAGGAAAGAACUUGCAGUAUGUGUCAAGAAAGAAAGAAAGAAAAUUAUAUUUGCUCCCA